Messenger RNA from Myodes glareolus (Bank vole), 970 nucleotides. The record is from RefSeq and is a predicted model, not a curated record. NCBI's taxonomy places the organism in Eukaryota, Metazoa, Chordata, Mammalia, Rodentia, Cricetidae.
UUGAUGUGGUCCUGACUUAGGGCUCAGGGCAGACUGGAGACUUCAGGACAACCUAGUACACAAGAAUCCCAAUUUACCACCAGGUGGCAAUAGCUCCACUCCUCUCUUGUGGCUCCGCCCAGGCUCACCUUCCUUCCUUGAAAUUCCUGAUGCAGGCAGAGGAUGAGGACAAGCUGAGCAGCAUCCUGAGAGGCUCCUCUUCCCCUGCAUCUGACAGCAGAAGGAAGAACCUCUGGAGAUGGCGUCCAAUAGUGACCCUGUUACAGUCCCAAUGAUAGAAAGCAAUCCGAGUGACCUUCCUGGAAUGGACACCAGUGACCAGAACACAUUGACUGGAGAGGCUGUGUUGAGUUUCCAUAACAUCAGCUAUCGGGAAACAGUUCAGAGUGGCUUUGCAUUUUGUAAAAAAACAUGUGUCAUAGAAAGACUAUCAAAUAUGAAUGGGAUCAUGAAACCUGGCCUCAAUGCCAUCAUGGGACCUCAAGAUGGGAGCAGAUCUUUGUUAUUAGAUGUCUUAGCUGCAAGGAAAAGUCCACGUGGAUUAUCGGGAGAUAUUUUGAUAAAUGGAAAACCUAGACCUGCUAAUUUCACAUGUACUUCUGGUUAUGUGCCACAAAAUGACGUGGUGAUGCGCAUGGUGACUGUGAGAGACAACAUAGAGUUCUCAGCAGCUCUUCGACUGCCAAUGACUAUGACAAGAGAUGAAAAAAGAAGGCGGAUUAAUGAGGUCCUUGAACUUUUGUGUCUGAAUAAAGUAGCAAAUGUCAAGCCUAGGUCUAAAGAGCUUGAGAAAAAGACAAGUUUAGCAAUGGAGCUGGUUGCUGAGCAUCCCAUUUUGUUCUUGGAUGACCCCACUACUGACUUAGACUUGAGCACUAUUACUGAUGUCAUCUCCGUCCUGAGAAGCCUUAUCAGCAGAAAGGGAGAAAUUAUAUUAGAAUUGCCUUAUGCCGAUAUUGUGAAAAUUUAA